Molecule: messenger RNA, 2257 nt
Organism: Synchiropus splendidus (mandarinfish)
Lineage: Eukaryota; Metazoa; Chordata; Actinopteri; Syngnathiformes; Callionymidae
Gene: rsph1
Product: radial spoke head component 1
Exons: 8
Coding region: 251-934 (227 amino acids)
Biological process (GO): axoneme assembly; spermatid development
Cellular component (GO): nucleus; motile cilium
Source: RefSeq, a predicted model, not a curated record
AAGAACAACCAAAUGUCUGGCGAUGGAAGAAAAUCGUUAGUUGAAUAGAUAAAUAUUAAUAUCCGCUGAGGCACGCAAUUUCCGGUGUCUCUGGCGCGUUUGAGUGACGGUUGUCAUAGUAACAGGAACUCGCAGUCGGUGAAGUUGGGAAAGACACCACGAAAGACCCGAAGGAAGAAAGACGCUUGGGAAACGGUUAGAAACGUGCCAGAGAUUUUGACCGCAGACAGUUUGACGGACAACAUCGGACAUGUCUGAAGCGAAUUCCGAGGAGUUCGAUGACCCUGGAAAAAUCGGGACAUAUGAGGGAGAGAGAAACGAGGCGGGGGAGAGACAUGGAAGCGGGAAAGCCACCCUUCCCAACGGAGAUCUUUACGAGGGCCAGUAUCAGUAUGGACGACGACAUGGAAGGGGCACUUAUAUCUUCAAGAAUGGAGCUCGAUAUGUGGGGAAUUACGUCGAGAACAAGAAGCACGGUCCUGGCAUGUUGUACUUCCCAGAUGGCUCCAAAUAUGAAGGAGCGUGGGACGACGACAUGUUUCAUGGAGUCGGCGUUUACACGUACCCCAAUGGAGACACGUAUGAAGGGGAGUGGAGUGACCACAAGAGGCAUGGUAAGGGGACGUACGUCUUCAAAGAAAGUGGCUCUAAGUACACGGGGACGUGGGUGAACGACAACAUUGAGACGUCUGGAGACUACGUCCACGCUAACUUCCGGUACAGGGGCAAGUUUGUCAACAGCCAGCCCAAAGGUCCGGGCAAGUUUGUGUUUGACGCCGGCUAUGAGCAACAUGGUGAAUACAAGCACACAGAGAAGGGGGAGGAGGAGGAGGAGAAGCAGAAGGUGAUCACUUGGAUUCCCAAAAGAAUCACAGGCCUGACAGACACUGUAUUUGAAGAGAGCUAUGAACCCCCGAAAACUGCAGAAGAAUGAAGAGACGCACAGGCAGAUGAGAUCCACUGAUGCAGCCUCAUCAUGAAUUGAAGAGAAAUACGAUCAUGUAUUCAUGUACUUUGUGGAGCAUCAGUGGUGUCCACUCAUCAGCAGCCAGCCAGUCAGUUCGGGUUCAGGGGACUGUGCUGGUGACACUUGACAGAAGCGGCCCACAGAGGGCAACUAAUGGCGACUUUAGGGCAACUUUUACUAAAAUCAACACUCAGGAAAAAGUGCACCAAACCAAACCUAUACCAACCUGUAGCCAUAUAUGUGAGGUUGUCAUCUAUUUUUGCUCCAUUUCCUUGUCAUCGGUCAAUUCCAAAUCUCAUUUUUUAAAUAAAAUUUUACAUUUUUGUUGACUUUUCUAGGGUUUUAAAAGGUGUAGAGUUAAUUGUUGCCAUUUCCAAAGGACCACGAGGUAGGCAAACCUUCGUUUUUUAAAGAGUACUAGGCCUAAUUGCAGCCUUUGUUUUUUGACCUGUAUUCUGGGUGGUCAAGGUCCCUUUUGUAGCUUCUAGCAAUCCAGAAUCCUUUUUCGAAGUCUAAGAGUGCACUUGCUGAGAAGCCUGCUCAGACCUCUUUUCUGAUUAUCACCAAGCAGUUGAGCUUUUGGGGUCACACACAUGCUACAUUUUAACCAAUAAUUGCAAAAUAUCCCUCUGAUAUCUGAGUCCAACUCUUGGGCAAAGCAGGCUGUUCUGACAGUAUUUAAAGCUGCCAUAGCAUAUAAAAUAUCUAAGACUUCUGACAAAGCUUUAGUGUUUGCCAUGAGUGCUUUUAGUCUGUUGACAGCCUCCAAAACUUUUAACAGUAUUGUUACCAUGGUAACAAUACUGCAGUGGCAGAUACUGCAGCUAGUCAUCUGUAGAAUUAUUAUUUAGUGAAUUACUUGUUUAUUUGUGCAAGAAUUAUUAGAAUACAAAUUAGGCCUACUGGGGUUAGACUUAAAAAAACGAAGGGUUUGCCUACCUCAAAAUUGGUCAAAAAAUGAGAUUUGGAAUUGACAGAUGAUCAGGAAAUAGAGCAAAAAUAGAUUAUCUCGAUAUUCUCAAAAAGACGACUUUAAAUCUUUUUGAGUGACGUACGAUUCUGUAAACCUCACAUAUAUGUCUACAGGUUGGUAUUGGUUUGGUUUUGUGCACUUUUUUCUGAGUGUUGAUUUUAGUUAAGGAGACCUGUGAGGGAUUGACUUUAGAGAAGCUGUGGCCCAAGUUUCACCUGAGGGGGAAGGAGGUGCUGAAGCGUGUCCAGCAAGCGACCAUCAAUGAGCAACGCAAGCAGUGUGGAACCUCGAUUUAAUAAACAUGUUAAACAACAUAA